Messenger RNA from Helianthus annuus (common sunflower), 1449 nucleotides. RefSeq names its product polyubiquitin. Gene Ontology annotation, biological process: protein ubiquitination; modification-dependent protein catabolic process. The record is from RefSeq and is a predicted model, not a curated record. The transcript is spliced from 2 exons. The coding region runs from base 59 to 1309 and encodes 416 amino acids. Gene Ontology annotation, cellular component: cytoplasm; nucleus. Gene Ontology annotation, molecular function: ubiquitin protein ligase binding; protein tag activity. NCBI's taxonomy places the organism in Eukaryota, Viridiplantae, Streptophyta, Magnoliopsida, Asterales, Asteraceae.
AACUUCUCUGUAUCUCCCUCCUAUCUAAAACAUUUUCGAGAAACCAAGUGGAAGAGGAAUGGCUUCGUUGACGGAACCGAGUGGAGACGAAGACGAUCGGUCUGGUAACCGGAAGAGAAAAAACCCCAGUGACGACGCCGACAGUUAUUUUGAAGCCGAGGAGAACGACGAUGGCCAGAUAAAGGUGAUGACCGUCACCAGUAAGAUUAUCUCGCUUAAUGUUAAAGGCUUGGACACCAUUGGCGACAUUAAAAUCAAAAUCAAGGAUGCGGAAAGUAUUCCGUGCCACCAGCAGGAACUGAUAUUCGAUGAAAUGAUUCUUCAAGACACCGAUAUCCUUGCGAACUUGUGCAUCAAGAAGGAAUCCACACUCAAACUUAUGCGUAACUCAAAUGGAUUCAUGAAGAUAUUUGUCAAGAUCCUCGGCCCCUGCCCAGAGACUUUGUCUCUUGAAGUCGAACCCUCAGACACCAUCGGCAAUGUGAAAGCCAAGAUGAGAAGAUCCGGGGAUGUGCUGAUCUAUAAUGAAAUUGUCCUUAACGAUAAGCACACCCUUGCGGACUUCAACAUUAUCAACGGAUCCACCCUCACAAGCAUGGUUAAAUAUGAGAAAUCUAUGGAAAUAUUUGUGAAUUCUUACACCGGAAAGACCAUCUCCUUGUUAGUCAACCCCACAUACACCAUCAGCAAGGUGAAAUCGAUGCUCCUAUAUGAGGAAGAUAUUCAAUAUGGGGAGCAGGUGUUGAUCUUCAACGAACUGGUUCUUGAGGACAGUGGGACCCUUUUCGACUUCAACAUCAACAGGAAAUCGACCCUCACGCUUAUGCGUAGAUCAAGGGGAUCAAAGGAAUCCAUGAAGAUAUUCAUCAAGAUGCUUACCGGAGAGAUCAUUACUCAGAUGGUUAAACCCUCGGACACUGUCAACAAUGUAAAGGCCAAAAUCCAGGAUAAGGUGCAUAUUCCGCAUCGCCGGCAGGAGUUGAUCUUCAACGAGGUGGUUCUCUAUGGCAUUGAUACCCUUUCUAGCUAUAAUAUCAAAAACGAAUCCACACUCACGGUUAUGCGUGCAUCACCGGGAUUAAUGCGUAUAUUUAUCAGGACCCUAAAUGGAAAGACCAUUACUCUAGAAGUUGAAUCCUCCGACACCACUGAGAAUGUGCAAUCGAAGAUACAAAAUCUGGUAGGUAUUCCAUGCGACCAACAAAGACUGAUAUUUAACGAAAAACUACUGGCGGAGGGGCGUACCCUUGCUGACCAUGGCGUCCACAGGGAAUCAAUCAUCCAUCUUGUUUUAAGAUUAAGGGGAUGAUGAAGGUAAUAGAUUAGAGCGGCGUAUCUUAAUAUCCGUUAGUAUGGUAAAAAGACGAUGUCUUGUGUCUUUUUGAUGUAGCUCUAAUUUCUAAUUUGUCUACAAGUAUUUAUCUAAUAUAGUUGGAAGCCUUCGAUCAC